Messenger RNA from Nicrophorus vespilloides, 1253 nucleotides. RefSeq names its product putative gustatory receptor 39b. Bases 1 to 1128 code for a protein of 375 amino acids. The transcript has 2 exons. The record is from RefSeq and is a predicted model, not a curated record. Lineage: Eukaryota; Metazoa; Arthropoda; Insecta; Coleoptera; Silphidae. Gene Ontology annotation, biological process: sensory perception of taste. Gene Ontology annotation, cellular component: membrane; dendrite; axon.
AUGCCCUACAAUAGGGCUUUCUAUACUUUAGCAAAUUAUUUGGGUAUAGUGCCUGAAUACGAUGCCCUCAGAGGAAAGCCAAGUUCCCCCUGCAACAGAAUCUACAGAUUCGCUUUAUUCGCGUUCACAGUUGUAGGUUCAGUGUACAAUGUAUAUGGUGACUUCGCGUAUCGCUUUCCGAAUUUACAGACAAACGUCAUCGUUCUGAACUGCCUCUUCAAAUUCGGAACGUACUUCAUUUGCACCUCAACAAUCCUAGGUGCUUUAUUAUGGAACCAAGAGAAGUACAAGGAUUUCUUCAGGAUCAUGAAUUCGGUGGAUCAAAGGCUUUACAUGAAAUCGAAUAAGGAAUCCAUGAACCUGGAAACGGCCACCAUCAAUAUCUUAAUGAUAACCGUUAUAGUGUUGGAGAUUUACGUGCAGGUUUCCAUACAUGGUGUGAAUCUGCUCCAAUACUCAAUCUACGAAUAUUUCCAAUCUUUAUUUAUGACCAUCUCUUGUUUAGUCCAGUAUAAUUUCUUACUAUCCGUAGUCAUACGUUUGAAUCAUUUGAAUGUUCUGCUGGAAAAGAAGUUGCAGGUUGUUGGAAAUGAAGUGGAACAUACCAAGAAGAAAUACAAGUGGUUUACAGAUCGAAGCAUAGAAACAGCUCCACAAAUCUAUACAUCAAUCACUGAACUGAUAGAUAUAUUCAAUAACAUCUUUGGUUGGAAAAUAUUUUACACGACUAUAAGAACAAUAGUACAGAUUUUAUUAAGUAUGAAUAACAUCAUCAUUUAUGGAAUCGAGAAAUCUACAAUAAUGAGCGACUACAAAUAUUUUAACAUAGCUGUUUACGUCCUUUGGCUUAUGAUGGAAAUAAUAUACUGCGUUAUUCUAGCUUCUGGAGCCAACAAAAUCUUGGAUAAAAGCCAAGAAACACUCUUGAUUUCCUACAAGAUCCUGUGUCUCCUUCCAGUGGAGACCAACUGCAACGAAAGGACAAACCUCAACUUCCUGGUGCAAGAGAUAUCCUUCCGACCGUUAAUACUAUCAGCUGCUGGCUUCUUUACCAUAGAUUACACAAUGGUUCUUACCAUCAUAACAUCAGUAGCUUCCUAUCUAAUCGUUGUAAUACAAUUCAAUUAAAUACUAAAUUUAAACAUUAACAAUGUAUAACAAAUAAAGGAAGUUGUAGGCGUUGUCUGAAAUAUUAUCAAGCAUAUUUUGGAUCUUCUGUAUUUCCAACAUAUCACCGAAAUCCAUUUUCACAA